This is a messenger RNA of Penicillium hordei, 1056 nucleotides long. RefSeq lists its product as uncharacterized. Lineage: Eukaryota; Fungi; Ascomycota; Eurotiomycetes; Eurotiales; Aspergillaceae. The record is from RefSeq and is a predicted model, not a curated record. Gene Ontology annotation, molecular function: glycosyltransferase activity. The transcript has 3 exons. Bases 1 to 1056 code for a protein of 351 amino acids.
AUGCUAGUAUCUGCAAAGCGGACGAUUGUUGCGACAUCUAUUCUAGCAUCGUGUGUGCUCCUUUUGGUCACCAGCCAACUAAAACGCGAAUAUACCGGUUCAGGCUUUUCGAGUUCCUGGAACAAUCAAACGUUGGGGGCAUGGAAUGGCUUUAAUGCACCUUGGACAACAGAACAGGAGAGUGCUCGGUUUGCCUAUGUGCAAUAUGCAACCGAUACCGACUACCUGUGCAAUGCAAUGAUCAAUUUCGCACGCCUUGAUCGUUUCGAAGCAAGUUUCGACCAGGUGCUGAUAUAUCCGAAAGAAUGGGACGAGCCUGGAGGAAUCGAGCAUAUGGCACUUGAAAACAUCAUCAAACAUUAUCCGCGUCUCGUACUACGCCCGAUCGAAGUUCUCACUACUUCGCAAGGAGAUCGAACCUGGCGUAAAAGCCUGACCAAGUUCCAGGCCUUCUCUCUCACUGAGUACACCCGCGUCCUGGUUUUCGAUUCUGACUCCAUUGUCCUCAACAACAUGGACCCUUACUUCCUUUCUCCAAAGGCGCCCGUCGCAGUUCCAAGGGCAUAUUGGCUAAACGACAAAGGAGCAUCAAUCAAGGACCAAAUGCUUGGGUCCCACGUGAUGCUCAUCGAGCCUAACAUAAAUAACUACAAGCGUAUUAUCGAAGAAGCUACAGCUUCCGGGGACUUUGACAUGGAAGUCUUGAACCAUCUCUUCAAGGACUCGGCUAUGAUCUUACCCCAUCGACGGAUAGCUUUGUUGACAGGGGAAUUGCGACAAACGGACCAUGACCGCUACUUGUCUGAAGAUAAAGAUGAAAAGUGGAAUGCCAUGGCGGAGGUCUCACGGGCAUAUUUGGUGCACUUUAGUGAUUGGCCUCUUCCAAAGCCGUGGGUGCACCACACGGACGCUACUUGGGAAGCUACCCUGCCCGCUUGUCCGGAUGGUGACACUGAGCGGGCUGAUAGGCCAAGAUGCGCGGAUAGGGUUAUGUGGACUGGGCUUUACGAAGAGUACUACCAUGACAAGAAGAGUGUUUGCAGCAUAUUGACUUAG